CACUGGCCCUACACACCACAGCCACACUACGAGACAUCCAACACACAUCCGGUAUCCAUGACCAGGCUCUCGGCCUUAGUUCUCGCCCUCGCCCUUGGGGCGUCUCUCGCCCUCGGCGCGCCCGUUCCGUCCUCCACUUCUACCGACCCCGUCCCCUCCGCCACUCCCACCCCAUGGCGGUAUCCCGACACCGACGAGAGCGGAAUAUGCCGCAAGGCGACCAAGGCGACAUGCACCAAGCGACGCCUGGCGCUCGCUCUCGGUGCCGUCUUCGGCACGCUUCUCAUCACGGUCCCGUUCGUCUUGCGGGAUGGUGCGUACACCCGGGCUCUUGCGAAGGCGAAGGCGUUGCCGAGCAAGAUGUCUGCGGGAGCUGCACGCAUUGCCGCUGCAGUGUUGGCCUUCCCCUGUAGGAUGGCCGCUAGUAUAGGUCGUUCUGCGACGGGCGUGUGGGCUGUCAUCCGGCGCGCAGCUCACGCCACCGCGCGCCUCGCCCCGUCCCGACCACCCCCGACCGUCGUGCCAAUGGACGAAAGCGCCUUGUUUGUCGAUGAGAAGAAGGCGAGUGCCCUGCUUGUCGAUGAGAAGAGGGAGAAGCUCGGGCCAGAGGACGAUGCCAAGUCGGUCGCCUCCGCCGAAUCGUCACUCGCACCGUCGUACGUCUCCGACUCCGUCGCACCGGCGUACUCGCCGGCCGUUCCGCCUGCUUAGGCUGUUUGCCACCGAGAUGUUGAUUUAGACCUGUUAGACGUUGUAUGUAUAGAC
Molecule: messenger RNA, 765 nt
Organism: Vanrija pseudolonga
Lineage: Eukaryota; Fungi; Basidiomycota; Tremellomycetes; Trichosporonales; Trichosporonaceae
Exons: 2
Coding region: 58-711 (217 amino acids)
Source: RefSeq, a predicted model, not a curated record